AUGUUGCCACCACCACCCUUGUCUCCCGCAGAAACACUCGUCGAUGGACUACCAUCACCAAAGUUAUCGACGGCCAGAAAACUGGUCUUGCUCACUAUAUUCUGUCUGGCACAAUUCUUAGAUUCUUUCAAUAACUCGGCUCUAUUUUCUGCGAUACCUGCUCUCGAGUUAUCUUUAAAUAUGACCGAGAGUCAAUCAACUUGGAUUAUCAGUGCAUUUCAGCUGACUUUCGCUUCCUUCCUUUUAAUUAGCGGUCGUAUCAGCGACGUGUAUAAUCCUAAAACUGCGUUUAUCUCCGGAGUGUCUGGCCUCGGCGUAAUAUCGGUCGGCGCAGGAUUCGUAGAUGACAAAAUCAUCAUAAUCAUACUGCGUGCUCUUUGUGGUAUUGCAUCUGCAAUGACUAUCCCGUCCGCCCUGACAUUACUUGUCAACGCGUUCCCAGAUCCUCUCGAGCAGGCUCGUGCUAUUGGAAUAUUUGGUGGCGUUGGUGCAAUCGCCAACGUUCUUGGACUUCUGAUCGGGGCAGUGUUUGUCCAGUACGCUUCUUGGCACUGGGUCUUCUGGUUUGUUGCAAUGGUAGCCGUGCCGGUAGCGCUAUUAUGUAUUAUUGUUAUCCCUCCCCAACCAGAGCCGCUCGACGGCCCCGAACCUCAAGCAUCAAAGUUUAAAAGCUUGGAUACCACGGGUGUUUCGAUAUUGACGGUUGCCCUCAUCUUGUUCAUAUUCGCUGUUACCUCUGGUUCUACUGAUGGAUGGGGAUCUGGAAUGGUCCUUGCCCCGUUGAUCAUUUCUAUUUUUUUGAUCGGUGGCUUCUUUUACUGGGAGACCCUUCUCCCUACUCAUAGAGCUGCGAUACCUCCGAAAACAUGGUUCUACAAGAACUUCUCCGUUCUUUUUGCUACUGCACUUCUCCCUUACUUUUGGUGGAGCGCUGUAUUCUCCAUCUUUACGUCAUUAUGGCAGAAUGUAUACCACUGGGCAGUCAUAUCCUCAGCGAUACAUAUGUUCCCUAUUGGCGUCACCGCUUUUGCGAUGAGCUUUACCGGACCAUUAUCCAGAGUGUACAGCCCCAAGUGGAUCAUCCUCACAGGACUCAGUUUGGUGGUUAUCGCUACAACGUUGAUCGCACUAGGGGGUGGGCCUGAUGCUUAUUGGCCAUUCAUCUUCCCAGCAUUUGCAAUAGGCAGUGCCGGUGCCAUGCUAACCUUUACUCACACAAAUAUCGCCAUAUUCCAGGCUGCCCCCCCUUCCAUGGCAGGCACCGUCGGCGCCAUCUUCAACGGUGCCCUUCAAUUUGGCUCUGCAAUCGGACUUGCGGCGAUGAGUUCCAUCGAGACGUCUGUCGAAGCUACACAUGGGGGGUAUGAGGAAUAUACGGGGCGCGCGGCCGCUUUCUGGUUCCUCCUCGCUAUAGUCUGCGCCGAAGCACUCGCCAUAUUAUUCUUCUACCGCACCGAUUCGGACCACCUACCGCGGACGAGAUGCGAUGCCUCCCCAGAAUGCUUAGAAAAGAAAAAUCCCUCGGACGAGAAAGUACGCGAGGCUUGUGAUGGUGCUACGAGUGUUGAUGACUCGGUGACGGCUGAGAGCUCGGUCGCCUCCCAUGUGUAGACUGCUGACGACUUGACAUGUUAUUUUUCAUUUUUCUUUCCGUGCUUUCAUGUUGCUGCUUGAUGUAGCGCCGAUACUUAGAUGACAACAGUAACUAGUAGGAGAGGACGAUUUUUCCUUUAUAUUUCUGAUUUCGUGAUAGAGAGCAUUCCAGGCUGCAUUUUUCUAGGAUAUGUAUAGAAUAGUUAGAACUUAGAAGUUUGAUAUCUGUGUCUGUAGGGUUUCUUUCCAAAUUAUGUAUUCUCACAUUUAUCCUCAGUGUCUCAGUUAGCCAU
Messenger RNA from Serpula lacrymans var. lacrymans S7.9, 1886 nucleotides. RefSeq lists its product as uncharacterized. Gene Ontology annotation, biological process: transmembrane transport. The transcript is spliced from 9 exons. Gene Ontology annotation, molecular function: transmembrane transporter activity. Gene Ontology annotation, cellular component: membrane. NCBI's taxonomy places the organism in Eukaryota, Fungi, Basidiomycota, Agaricomycetes, Boletales, Serpulaceae. The record is from RefSeq and is a predicted model, not a curated record. Bases 1 to 1611 code for a protein of 536 amino acids.